Molecule: messenger RNA, 1329 nt
Organism: Penicillium antarcticum
Lineage: Eukaryota; Fungi; Ascomycota; Eurotiomycetes; Eurotiales; Aspergillaceae
Product: NAD(P)/FAD-dependent oxidoreductase
Exons: 3
Coding region: 1-1329 (442 amino acids)
Molecular function (GO): proline dehydrogenase activity; sarcosine oxidase activity; L-pipecolate oxidase activity
Source: RefSeq, a predicted model, not a curated record
AUGGCAUUGCCGUCGAACAUCCUGAUUGUAGGAGGCGGAGUCUUCGGACUCUCAACAGCCCUCUCCCUAACAAAACGCCACCCGAAUUCCAAAAUAACCCUAAUCGAAUCCUCCCCAACAAUCCCAAACCCGCACGGGUCGUCAGUAGACACAUCCCGCAUCGUGCGCGCCGACUACGCAAACGCAGCCUAUUCCAAGCUAGCCGAUAAGGCCAUAAAGAAAUGGCGCAGCACAGCCUGGGGCGCUGAAGGGCGGUACACACAAAACGGUCUGCUGCUAGUGUACCCAGCGGACAGCGCCAGCGCAAAGGAAUACGCGCGCAAGAGCUACGCCAACGUGCGCGUGAUCGAAGGUGAUAAUGUUGAGUUCUUGCCGUCGCAGAAGGAUGUUUUGAGGGUUGUUCCUGCGUACGGGGAGGAGCUUGAUGUUGCGGGCGGGUAUGUGAAUUGGGGGUCUGGGUGGUCUGAUGCUGGUGCUAGUGUUGCGUAUGCGAAGGAAUUGGUUGAUCAGACAGGGAAGGUUGAGUUUCGGACUGGGGAUGUGGAGAGGGUUCUUUAUGAGCAGGUUGAUGGCAAGAAGUUGAAGGCUACUGGCGUUGCCUUCACGGAUGGAUCAAGCCUCUCUGGUGACCUUGUCAUUCUUGCUACUGGAGCGUGGACAUCCAAGUUGGUUGAUCUACGUGGCCGGGCUGUUGCUACUGGCCAGGCGAUUGCUUAUAUGUCUAUCUCUGAUGAGGAGCAGCGCGAGUUGGAGAAUUUGCCUACCAUUUUGAACUUCGCUACUGGUAUCUUUAUUAUCCCGCCUCGGGGCAAUCUGCUUAAGAUUGCGCGCCAUGCGUUUGGAUACCGCAAUCCCGUUUCGGUUCCUGUGCCUGGUGCUCAGGGUCCUGGGGAGCGGAUGGAUGUUUCUUUGCCUGAGAAGGGUGUUCCUGUUCCGCUUGAGGGGCAGGAUGCUUUCCGGGUUGCGUUGAGGCAGCUUUUGCCUCGGUUUGCUGAGAGGGAGUUUGUUGAUACGCGGGUUUGUUGGUAUACUGAUACGCCCAAGGGCGACUUUAUCGUUUCCUACCAUCCUGAUCAUGAGGGCCUGUUCCUUGCUACUGGUGGCAGUGGACAUGCGUUCAAGUUCUUCCCUGUUAUUGGUGACAAGGUUGUGGAUGCGCUUGAGGGAACUCUUGAUGCUGAGCUUAGCGAGAUGUGGACGUGGUCUGCUGCUGCAACGGCUGAGGGUGAGGACUUUGAUGGUGAUGGUAGUCGGUCUGGAGAGAGACGGGCCAAUCUCAAGGAUGAACUGGCGAAGGCGCAGAAGGCUUCGAGAAGCAGCGCGCUAUAG